Messenger RNA from Glycine soja, 2144 nucleotides. Its product is annotated as receptor-like cytosolic serine/threonine-protein kinase RBK2. The coding region runs from base 355 to 1848 and encodes 497 amino acids. Gene Ontology annotation, molecular function: ATP binding; protein kinase activity. The transcript has 9 exons. NCBI's taxonomy places the organism in Eukaryota, Viridiplantae, Streptophyta, Magnoliopsida, Fabales, Fabaceae. The record is from RefSeq and is a predicted model, not a curated record. Gene Ontology annotation, biological process: protein phosphorylation.
GAAAAGACUGGCUCAAACCCAAAUAAAACCAAGGGUCGAUUCGACCCCAACCUCCGUUUCUCCAAAGCCGUUCAAUUUGUUUUGUCUGUCUGAAACGUUGGUUGAGAGCACAUGUCGCUGCAAACCUUUCAUUUUACCACCUGUUCCUGUCACACCACAACCUCAUCCAUCUGCAAUGCAAUCAAUCCCUUUCUGACUUCCAUUAUUCAUCGCAUCACUGCACUUUCUAACGCAUACAUACCAACAAACAUAACACGCCUUACAUAUAAACUAACGUAAUAACAAUGCCCUCUUAGUUUUUCCACCAUUAUCAACCCAAAACCGUUAACUAUAUUUUGUCUUUUCUUCUCUUUCAUGGCCAAUCACAAACUAGAUUGUUGUUUGUGUGACCAGAAGAAAAGCCAAGCUAAUAAACCGAAGAAGCUUACAAUUGCAGAAGCUUUAGAUCUUCAAUCUGAUUUGCUGCACCCCGAUACCAAUGCCAAUACGAGGCCCAAAAGAGCUACCAAGAGACAAGCCUCUCUAUUUUCUUGUUCAUCUUCUGCCCAUGACUUGAGGCAUUUGGAAUUGGAGAAAGAGAAAGAAAAUAUAGCAUCACCAAGAGGAGUCUUGGAAGCCUGCAUGAAAGACUUUGACUCUCACGACCAAUCACAUGAAUCGAAAGCCACUUGUUCAACCACGAGGGCACGCUCUCACUGGUCCAAAUUCUUCAAAAUUUGGAGGAAAAAAUCUUUUAAGCGCCUAGGCUCCCUCCCUCCUCUUAUUAGUGUGCCAAAGAUACCGAAGUGGAAAAGCAAAAGCAGCAGAGAAAACCAAGUUCUAAGUAAGCUAUACAACUUCAGGUCUUCUUGGGUCACUUUCAGCCUCUCUGAACUCAGAAAUGCAACCAACAAUUUUAGUGAUGAAAAUAUAAUUGGAAGAGGUGGCUUUGCUGAGGUUUACAAAGGGUGUCUCCAAGAUGGACAAUUAAUAGCUGUGAAGAAAUUGAGUAAAGGGACCACAGAUGAAAAAACCGCAGGCUUUCUAUGUGAGCUAGGUGUAAUUGCUCAUGUUGACCAUCCUAAUACUGCAAAGCUAGUUGGAUGUUGUGUAGAAGGGGAAAUGCAACUUGUCUUUGAACUCUCUACACUCGGAAGUUUAGGAUCUCUUCUUCAUGGUUCAGAUAAAAAGAAAUUAGAUUGGAGUAAAAGGUAUAAAAUUGCUCUGGGAAUAGCUGAUGGUCUCCUCUAUCUGCAUGAGUGUUGUCACAGGCGAAUCAUUCAUAGAGAUAUCAAGGCAGAGAAUAUUCUGCUCACGGAGAAUUUUGAGCCACAGAUAUGUGAUUUUGGACUUGCAAAGUGGUUACCAGAACAAUGGACUCACCAUAGUGUAUCAAAAUUUGAAGGCACAUUUGGCUAUUUUGCUCCUGAAUAUUUCAUGCAUGGAAUAGUAGAUGAGAAAACUGAUGUUUUUUCAUUUGGGGUCCUACUUUUGGAGAUCAUAACUGGGCGUCCAGCGGUGGAUCAUAUGCAGCAGAGUGUUGUGAUAUGGGCAAAACCAUUGCUUGACGCUAAUCAUAUCAAGGACCUUGUUGAUCCUUCUCUUGGCGACGAUUAUAAACGAGAACAGAUGGGUUGUGUUGUUUUAACUGCAUCAAUGUGCAUUGAACACUCUCCUAUCUUACGCCCCCGCAUGAGUCAGGUUGUAACACUGCUAAGAGGUGAAGACCAUGUUCUGAAAGCUACAAAAUCAAGCCGAAGGAGGCCUCUACAAAGAGCAUACUCAGAAGAGCUACUAGACGCGCAAGAAUACAACUCAACAAAACAUCUAAGAGAUCUCAAGCGAUUUGAGCAGAUUGCAUUGGGUUAACGAGAGCUAAGGACAUCAUUAGUUUUAGGACUUGAAGAUUGUAUAAAACUUUUGGGGCAAACUUCGGUAAUUAAGUCCAUGGAAAUGAACCUCUAGGACACUAUGAAAAUGCAAAAAAUAUUAAAGGCUACCUGCAUUUCCAUGGAGAGCAACUUGUAUACAUUUUCUUGGCAAUGGUACUUAUUAUGUGCACUAUUUAUUGUGCUUCUGUACAUACAUUACAUCAACUGUUGAUUUUUUAUGUAAGCCAGAACCCUUUUUUCCAGUGAAUACACAUUAUAUAAGUCUUUUGAAAA